Messenger RNA from Pistacia vera, 2181 nucleotides. RefSeq names its product DEAD-box ATP-dependent RNA helicase 7. Lineage: Eukaryota; Viridiplantae; Streptophyta; Magnoliopsida; Sapindales; Anacardiaceae. The transcript has 14 exons. Gene Ontology annotation, molecular function: RNA binding; helicase activity; ATP binding. The coding region runs from base 1 to 2073 and encodes 690 amino acids. The record is from RefSeq and is a predicted model, not a curated record.
AUGCCUUCUUUAGCACCCUUUGACGUUAACGGAACGAAAGAAGAGAGGAAGAUGAAGAAGAAAAUAGCUCUUCAAAGUUUAGACGAAACUGACUUUUCGGCGGAAAAGAAGAAAAAGAAGGACUCAAAGAAUAAGGCGGAUGACUCUGAAAGGUCUAAGAAGAAGGAUAGCAAGAAGCGAAAGGUUAUGGAAGAAGAUGACGAAGAAAGAAGUGAAACGAGCUCGGAAUUAGGCGAGCCUGUGAAUUUGAAAUCGGAUAAGAAGAAGCAAAAGAAAGCGAAAGUAGAUGCUGAGGUGGAAGAGGAGGAGAAGAGUGAGAAUCCGAAUGCUAUUUCUCGGUUUCGAAUAUCGGAACCAUUGAGAGAGAAACUCAAGUCUAAGGGUAUUGAGUCUCUGUUUCCAAUUCAGGCCACCACUUUUGAAAUGGUUCUUGAUGGCUCUGACUUAGUUGGACGUGCACGCACUGGUCAGGGCAAAACACUGGCCUUUGUGUUGCCAAUUUUAGAGUCUCUAGUUAAUGGGCCGACAAAGGGAUUGAGGAAGACCGGAUAUGGCAGGGCACCAAGCGUUUUGGUACUUUUACCGACUAGAGAAUUGGCUAAACAGGUGCAUGAAGACUUUGAUGUUUAUGGUGGGGCAAUGGGGUUAUCCUCAUGUUGUUUAUAUGGAGGUGCUCCCUAUCAUUCUCAGGAGUUUAAAUUAAAGAAAGGAGUUGAUGUAGUCAUAGGAACACCAGGCCGUGUCAAGGAUCACAUAGAGAGGGGAAAUAUUGAUUUUACUUCUUUGAAGUUUCGGGUUCUUGAUGAGGCUGAUGAAAUGCUAAGGAUGGGUUUUGUUGAUGAUGUCGAACUUAUUCUUGGCAAAGUUGAGGAUGCUAAUAAAGUUCAGACACUUCUCUUCAGUGCUACCUUGCCAGACUGGGUGAAACAUAUCGCUUCUAAGUUUCUCAAGCCAAAUAAGAAAACUAUUGAUCUUGUUGGCAAUGAGAAAAUGAAGGCUAGUACAAAUGUAAGACAUUUUGUUCUUCCCUGUUCCAGUACAGCAAGAGCUCAAGUUAUUCCGGAUGUUAUUCGUUGUUAUAGCAGUGGAGGCCGCACAAUUAUUUUCACCGAGACAAAGGAAUCUGCUUCUCAACUUGCUGACGUGUUACCGGGAGCACGAGCUUUACAUGGGGACAUACAGCAGUCUCAGCGUGAGGUCACACUUUCUGGUUUCAGGUCAGGCAAGUUUAUGACGUUGGUGGCUACAAAUGUGGCAGCACGAGGAUUAGACAUCAAUGAUGUGCAGUUAAUUAUCCAGUGUGAGCCUCCUCGUGAUGUAGAAGCCUACAUUCAUCGAUCUGGACGUACAGGAAGAGCAGGCAAUUCUGGAGUCGCUGUUAUGCUUUAUGAUCCUAGAAGGUCAAAUGUAUCUAAGAUAGAAAGAGAAUCUGGUGUAAAAUUUGAGCACAUAUCUGCACCUCAGCCAGCUGAUAUAGCUAAAGCUGUUGGUGUGGAAGCUGCUGAGACAAUAACCCAAGUUUCUGACAGUGUAAUUCCUGUGUUCAAGUCUGCUGCCCAGGAGCUACUGGACGCUUCCGGUCUAUCAGCAGUGGAAUUGCUUUCAAAAGCACUUGCCAAGACUGCUGGUUAUACCGAGAUAAAGACCAGAUCACUACUUGGUUCUUUGGACAACCAUGUUUCGGUGCUUCUUGAAGCUGGGAAGCCCAUCUACACACCAUCCUUCGCUUACGGUGUAUUGAGGAGAUUCGUGCCUGAGGAGAAAGUAGAGUCAGUGCAGGGUAUGACUCUCACAGCUGAUGGAAAGGGUGCAGUGUUUGAUGUGGCAGUGGAAGAUUUGGACUUGUUUCUUUCUGGUCAGGAAAAUGCGGCUAAUGUGAGCAUAGAGGUUUUGAAAGAAUUACCACGCUUACAAGAAAGAGAACAGCCGAGGGGAAGAUUUGGUGGUGGUGGUCGUGGUGGCUUUGGUGGUGGUAGUAGAUUUUCUGGUGGCAGAGGUGGUGGGUUUUCUGAUAGAAGAAAUAACAGAUUUUCUGGUGGGGGUAGAGGUGGUAAUAACGGUAGGAGAUGGUAAGUGUUGGAAGUUGCCACCAAUCUGAAAAUCCCGUAAGUGGAACAAUUUAUAAUUUAAAGCCAGAGUUAAUUCUGAUGAUGAUGAAAUUAUUCAAUAUCUUAGGAAUUU